Adineta steineri is the source of this 1113-nucleotide messenger RNA. Lineage: Eukaryota; Metazoa; Rotifera; Eurotatoria; Adinetida; Adinetidae. The record is from the annotation of a GenBank genome assembly.
AUGUGUCAAAUAAAUGAAGAAGAUGACGAAGCAUUUCAAGCACUUAAAUCUGGAACGAAUAAAGGACCAAUUAGUCGAAAAUGUGUGAGUUGCGAUCAAGAUGCUUGUGUUGUGGUUCGAACUGCGGAUCCAAUGUGUCGAAAAUGUUUCGAAGAAUUUUUCAUUCAUAAAUUUCGUUCAACAUUAUCGAAAUCGAAUGUAUUUGGACGUGGUGAAAAUGUUCUGCUUGCUUAUUCCGGUGGAUCAUCAUCAUCAGCUUUGCUGCAUUUAAUUGCUGAAGGUCUGAGUGUUCAAGCACGAAGACGUCUUCAAUUUCAAGCACAAGUUGCUUUCAUUGAUGAAUCUUCGUUAUAUUCGGAUGUAGUAAGUGUUCGUGAAAAAGUGACCGAUCUUAUUACAAAUCGAUUGCAAUAUCCAUUACAUAUUGUCUCUAUUGAUGAUAAUCUUGAUAAAGAUGAUGAUUUCCAACAGUUAUUAUUAGAACGUACAAAAACAUUAACAGCUCGUGAAGAACUUGUUCGACGACGAAGAUUAAAAUUAUUAUUUGAUAUUGCUAUUCGUGAAAAAUGUACAAAAUUAAUUACAGGUGAUAAUUGUACAAAACUUGCAGCACAAAUUCUUUCGGAUAUGGCACAAGGCAAAGGUGCACAUGUUGCCUUAGAAUGUAAUUUAACGGAUUCAAGAAAUGAUUUAGUCACAAUCGUACGACCAUUUCGAGAAAUAACGUCGAAAGAAAUUGCUAUGUAUAAUCGAUUAAAUUCUAUUGAAUCUCUGCAAAAUGCUGAUAUAUCAACAAUGUCCGGUCCGCAAUCAUCAAUCUUUCAACUUACUGAAACACUUGUUAAUGAUCUACAACGACAGUUUCCUUCAACUGUUAGUACAAUAUUUCGAACAUCUGAUAAACUUGAAAAAAAUAUACGACCUGAGCGAUGUGAUUUGUGUUGUUGUCCACUUGAUAUUAAUGUAGAUGAAUCAUUGAUAUCUGAUCAAAAUAGACAAAAACUUGUUCAUCAACUAUUUACUACAUCUCCGAAUAGUAAUGAACCCGUUCAUGUUUGUUAUGCUUGUCGACGAUUACUUCGAGAUGUACAACCGAAUGUACAGUCUCAUUAA